AGAGCUGUGAAAGGUGUGAGAAAGCAGCAAGUGGUAUCUCAAAUUCUCCGCAGUCCACAUGUCCAUGAUUGAUUUUUUUGAAUGAAUGAAAUGACUUGAUUUUAAAUCAAACCUCUCUUCUUGUUCAUGCUUUCUCUGCUCUCUCACUCUCAGUCUUAGUCUCCGUUUUUUUUUUUCAGGAAAAUCUUUUUCUUCUUGACUUAGUUUUGCUGUUGAGAUUGUGUGACAAGCACCAACUUUCGUUAAUUCAACCUAGGACAGAAACCCUAGGAAUGGUACAAGGUUCUAUUACCAUAUGAAGCAGAAUUUUUUUUCUUGAAAGCCAGCGAUAAAAAGAAUGGUUUGAUCUAUUUGCUGAGGUAGUUGUAGAAUCAUUUAUUUGAUGUUAAUGAAGCAUUUAUUGUGAUUACUGGUGUUUAUUGAUUGAUUGAUAUUUAAUGUUUUUUAUAUAAUAUUGAUAAGAGGUUUUUGGCGUCGAUUAUUUCGGUGAAUAGAAAUAUAGAUUUUCUGGGUUUUAUUGCAGUAGCUUUGUGUGGAUUUCCUGGCUGAUAGGAAUUUUUUUUUUCUUUCUAUUUUUAUUUUAAAAAAUGCUUCAUUGUGUGAUGAGUCUUGUCGUGGGGUCGGAUUCAAGUAAUAAACUUGUAGGUUUGCUCACCUCUUCUGUGUGAGAAUUAUUGAAGGUAAAACGUGGAACAUUUCUAACCAAUAGAGUUGCAAAUUACAAUUAUUGGAAAGAGAGAGAUUGAAGAAAUAUAUGUUAAUGCUGUGCAAACAGCAGUCAGAAUAAAUACGAUAGUUAAUUUUAGAGAAGGGAAAGCCUUAUAUAGGAAAUAGGAAUUGUACCAGUUUAGAUAGAAGACUUUGGGUAGGAAUUGUACCACCACUUACUCCGGUUGUUUGGGUAAGAAUUACCAUCGUUAUUAAACUGGUAGGUGGUGGUUUUUUAACUCUUUCUUUAUAGUAGUUUGUUUGGAUUCUGGCAGUUGGCUUCUUUCUUUAGAAUGAAAAGGGGAAGAGAGAUUUCUGUAAUGGUCUCUUGGGCUUCAGAAUUUGCUUGAAUUAUUGGGUUUACAAGGUUGGAGACUGACAUCUUCAAUCGAGUAGGAUACAAAUUAUACUUUAGUUAGAUCUCUGUAUGCCAGGUGACAAGCGGAACCAAUAUUUUUCUAUCAAAAGGGAAACUAGGUUUUCCUUUUUGUGGUAUAAGUAACCGUUUAAAUCAUAGAAAUAAAAAGGAAAUACAUGGCCAGCGACUUGCAGAUGUGAGAGUUGAAGUAUCCGGUGGCCCACUUGCUAGUGCAUUUUAUGGAGAAGAGCGUAUGAAGUAUCAAGCAAUUCUAUGAGUUCACUAAUGGAGUGGAAUACAAAGAUCCCCUUACAAUGGGAUUGGGAAAACCUAAUAAUGUUCAAUGCAACAGCUGCUGAAAACCCUAGGAAAUUGCAACAAACAGAGUGGGAAAUUGAUGGAGAUGGGGGAAUUGACUCUGCAUCUUUCUUUUCAUCAGGGGGUGGUGGUAGUGGUGGUUCUGGCUCUGAUUUGGGACUUGCUUCUUUGUCAAAGAGCUCAAAAUCAGCUUCCAAUAAUUCAUCAUCAAUGGGAGAAACAAAAACAUCCAAAUUUGAUUUGGAGGCUUUUGAGGAAAAUCCCGAAGAUUUUGGCAAUCACAAAGAAUUUGCCAAGGCUGGACAAAAUACUGGUUCCCCGACACUUGAGGUUUCAGUUGGCUCUGUUGAGCCAUUGCUUGGUCUAAAGCUUGGCAAGCGAAUGUACUUUGAAGAUGUUUGUGCAGGGAGCAAUACUAAAGGUUCAUCUGUUUCUGUUACUCCUGCAUCAUCAGUUGCUCCAGCUAAGAGAUCCAAGUCCAAUUCCCAGGCUACACAUGUUGCUGCAUGUUGCCAAGUUGAAGGCUGUGGACUGGAUCUCUCAUCAGCUAAGGAUUACCAUCGCAAACAUAGAGUUUGUGAAGGUCAUUCAAAGUGCCCAAAGGUCAUUGUAGGUGGUGUUGAACGACGGUUUUGCCAACAGUGUAGCAGGUUCCAUGGUCUCUCAGAAUUUGAUGAAAGGAAGAGGAGUUGCCGUAGGCGUCUGUCUGAUCACAAUGCUCGGCGCCGCAAGCCACAGCCAGAAGCUAUCAGGUUAAAUCCAGCAAGGCUAUCUUCCUCACUCUAUGAUGGGAAGCAACAGAUGAAUUUUGUUUGGAGUGGACACCCUUUUGGUCAACCAAAGCCUAGUGAAAAUUUGACAUGGGAAACCAUAUCUGGCUCCAAGUCUAUUCAAACAAAAGGAUACAUGUUAAAGCCUUCAAAAGUUGGUGGCACUGAAGGGCUGUUGCAUUUACAAGGCAAUCAGGUUCCAAAUCCAGUGCAAUCACAUCGUCAUGAUUCUAAUGGGUUCUUUCUGUCCAAGGCCAAGGGUACAACGGUUGAGAUUCUCAACGAAGGUGUAGAAGAAUCCAUGAUAUCUUUCAAUUUGGGUGCGGCACAAGAUUGUCAUCGUGCUCUCUCUCUUCUGUCAACAAGUUCUUGGGGUUUAUGUGAGCCAAAACAGGUCCCACAUAACCACCCUAUAAAUACAAGUCAUACCAGCAUGCCUCAGACUGUGACACAUACAGUGGCCCAAGGUUCUCCACAUGCUUCAUCAGAGUACAGGCGGAUUCAAAAACAGUCAACUGAAUCCCAAGUGCAUACCUUGUGUUCACACAAUGAUGAUGAAAGUAAUUACAUCCAGGAGAUCCAGCUGUUCAGAUCACCAUAUGAGAAUGCGUUUUAUUCGAAUUGACUGCUAGGACCAUAUCAAUUUCAGCCUGAUAGUUUACAUGCCAAGGAAAUAUAAAUAGUUUGGAUGUUAUUAUCAGCAAUGAACACUCUCAGGAAUGACAUGCUUCCGGCUGCCAGAUUGCAGAGACCAAAAAGUUCAAUGAAGCCUUUUUUACCACAUAGUUUUUGUCCUGCUUCAUUAAUAUGAUGUAAUGUCACGAAUGUUAAGAAUCAAUUAAAUUUAAUAAUUUUGGUCUCUGAGACACAUGCCGGGAAAAGCAAAGGUUGAUGAGACUGUUAGUAUAAUCGCUUUGCUGCUGUUAUAGACCUUAAACCUAUAGUUUUAUGACUCAAAUGUAAUCAAG
Messenger RNA from Pistacia vera, 3122 nucleotides. Its product is annotated as squamosa promoter-binding-like protein 2. The record is from RefSeq and is a predicted model, not a curated record. NCBI's taxonomy places the organism in Eukaryota, Viridiplantae, Streptophyta, Magnoliopsida, Sapindales, Anacardiaceae. Gene Ontology annotation, cellular component: nucleus. The transcript has 7 exons. The coding region runs from base 1340 to 2779 and encodes 479 amino acids. Gene Ontology annotation, molecular function: DNA binding.